Molecule: messenger RNA, 7074 nt
Organism: Schistocerca gregaria
Lineage: Eukaryota; Metazoa; Arthropoda; Insecta; Orthoptera; Acrididae
Gene: Rop
Product: protein ROP
Exons: 13
Coding region: 108-1859 (583 amino acids)
Biological process (GO): intracellular protein transport; vesicle-mediated transport; neurotransmitter secretion
Cellular component (GO): secretory granule; plasma membrane
Molecular function (GO): syntaxin binding
Source: RefSeq, a predicted model, not a curated record
AAUAUUAUCUUUGCUGGCGCAUUGCCAACAUUUCAGUGUUAAAACUGGAGCCUGCCCUGCUGUAGGUACGGGAAGGGGCGUUUGACGUUUCGAUUGAGUGUAGCAAAAUGGCGCUGAAAGCCGUGGUUGGACAAAAAAUUAUGAAUGAAGUCAUUCGUAACAAGAAGAAGGGACAAGGUAUUGAGUGGCGAGUUCUAGUUGUUGAUCAGCUUGCCAUGAGGAUGGUGUCAGCAUGCUGUAAAAUGCAUGAAAUAUCUGCUGAAGGUAUCACAAUUGUGGAGGAUAUAAAUAAAAAGAGAGAACCUCUGUCUACAAUGGAGGCCGUGUACUUGAUCACACCAAGUGAAAAAUCUGUACACGCAUUAAUGCAGGACUUCGCCAGUCCUAAUCGCACCAUGUAUCGUGCUGCCCAUGUGUAUUUCACUGAAGCAUGCCCAGAGGAGCUGUUUAACAAAUUGUGUCGUGCAACUGUUGCGAAGUUCAUAAAAACUUUGAAGGAAAUUAAUAUUGCAUUUGUAGCAUACGAGGAACAGGUAUUUUCUCUGGAUUCACCUGAUACAUUUCAAUGCUUCUACAAUCCCUCCUGUGCUGGUGGUCGAAAUGCAAACAUGGAACGUAUUGCUGAACAAAUAGCAACCUUGUGUGCUACUCUUGGAGAGUACCCGUCAGUCAGAUAUCGAUGUGAUUUUGACAAGAAUGUUGAAUUAGCCCAACUAGUUCAACAGAAAUUAGAUGCAUAUAAGGCAGAUGAACCUACAAUGGGUGAAGGACCAGAAAAAGCUCGUUCCCAGCUUUUGAUUUUGGAUAGAGGAUUCGACUGUGUCUCACCAUUACUUCAUGAACUAACACUGCAAGCAAUGGCAUAUGAUUUACUACCAAUAGAAAAUGAUGUCUAUAAGUAUGAAGCAACAGCAGGGGCACCAGAAAAAGAGGUGCUGCUGGAUGAAAAUGAUGAAUUGUGGGUUGAGCUCAGACAUCAACACAUUGCUGUUGUUUCACAGAAUGUUACAAAGAAUCUCAAGAAGUUCAUUGAUUCCAAACGAAUGCCACAGGGUGAUAAGCAGUCAAUGAGGGACCUAUCACAGAUGAUAAAGAAGAUGCCACAAUACCAGAAAGAGUUAAGCAAGUACUCAACACAUCUUCACUUAGCUGAAGACUGUAUGAAAGCUUAUCAAGGCUAUGUAGACAAACUGUGCAAAGUAGAACAGGAUCUUGCAAUGGGCACUGAUGCAGAAGGAGAGAGGAUAAAAGAUCACAUGCGAAAUAUAGUGCCUGUGCUGCUUGAUCAAGGUGUGACGAAUUAUGAUAAAAUGCGUAUUAUUCUGCUUUAUAUAAUAUCAAAGAAUGGCAUAAGUGAAGAGAACCUUAACAAACUUGUCCAACAUGCCCAAAUUAAUCCAUCUGAAAAGCAGACCAUUAUUAAUAUGGCCAACUUGGGUGUUAAUGUUGUUGUUGAUGGGACACGCAAGAAAUUCUACCAGGUUCCCCGGAAAGAGCGUAUUACUGAACAAACAUACCAAAUGUCACGUUGGACACCAGUCAUCAAGGACAUAAUGGAAGAAUGUAUUGAAGAUAAAUUGGAUCCAAAACAUUUUCCAUUUUUGGCAGGAAGAGCUGCUCCAUCUGGCUACCAUCCACCAACAAGUGCAAGGUAUGGCCAUUGGCAUAAAGAUAAAGGUCAACAAGCUGUAAAGAAUGUUCCUCGUUUAAUUGUCUUCAUUGUUGGUGGUGUGUGCUUCUCAGAAAUACGCUGUGCUUAUGAAGUAACCAACACUGUAAAGAACUGGGAAGUCAUUAUUGGCUCUUCUCACAUUAUGACGCCAGAGGACUUCCUCAGUAAUCUUACGAAUUUGAGCUAAUCUGUUAGCACAGUAUAUCUAGCCUGCCCAAAAAGCUGCCGAAAUAGGAACUUUAUGUUGAUGGGGUGAAAAGUCACCAGAUCUAUCAAUAUUAUGUGAAAGAUAAAUGUAAUUCCAGUGUUAGGAUUUGUACUCAAGUCUGUAUUGUAGUCAGUUGCCUUAAAACAAGAGCUCUGUAGCUCUUGUUGCAUUUAUCAUAUUAAAGUAUUUUUUAAGAUAGCAUACAAGUUUGUAAAAAAUUCUUGUAAUUCAUAAUUUGUGUGUGUGUGUAAAAUAUUUAGAUAACAUAAUUAUGCCAUAUACAGGCUCAUUAAUGAAAGGAAAGACAGCUUAUAGAUAUACCAGUAUGAAUUACUUGGAUUGUAAGAUUGCUAGAAAAAAUGCCUUCAAGCAAAAUGUAGGAACUUUGACUUAAUUUAAGUGUCCUUUUGUGCAGAGGCAGUUAAUGAGUAGUAGAAUUUGUCUUCUGCAAAGCAAAUGUCCCUUUAACCUCUCUGGUCUUUUGGACAUUCUGACUACAUUAACUAAAAAGCAGAAUGUGAUGAAACUUCCAUCUUGCUGUCAUUUUAAUGUAUGCAUUCUUAAUAAUGUAAUGUGUUUCUGAAAACACUUUCAAUAAGAUGAUCUGUAUGUUGUUUGAGAACGACAUAGUCAACUUAAAUUGUUCCUUUACCAGAGGACCAAACUGUGUUAAAGAGAGACGUUCAAAAUCUUCCAUUUUCAAUAAACACCAUAGUUUUAAUAAUAGUUUUUCAAAGUUAUACUAUUUAAAGAGUGGAUUCUUUGCACAGCAAUAACUACUUAUAAGACUAAGAGGAUAAGCCUGUGUUGCUUCACUAGUACAAUAAUUGUAAGUAGAUUAUUAUUCAAACAUUUUAAAUUGCAGAUUCAUGUAAAAGCACAUUUUGUAGCUAGAUCUUCAUUUCUGUAUUGAUUAGUUCUGUCUUCAUGAGACUGCAUUUUCCUGAAGUGUCAAAUUUUGUGAGAAGCAAUGUCACAAAUCUUUCUGCCUUAUAUGUAAGCUUGUUAAUUCAUAACUGUUAUUCGAUAUAGUGUUCUGUAAAACUUGGAUGUGCUCCAGAAUCUGUAAAUUAACUGUUUCCAUAAUAGUCUUUAGUGUUGUUGUAAUACCCAUUUUUUGACAUCGAAUAUUUUUAUCUAACUUCUUAAAAAUUUGUCUUACAACUACAGAGACAUUAUUUUUUAUUAAUAUUUCAUCACGAUUUAUUUGGACAGUAAAAUAUGUUAAUAACUUUAUAAGCAAUACUGUGAUAGUGUAUGUUUGUGUUGAAAUGUUUGAGUUCGUGGGAAAUAAUAAACGAUGUUAUCCUUCUGCCUGUUUGGGAAUAUGUUGUCAGUCUCAUAUUUUGCAGGCAGACUUAAGUGCUGUAGUUACCUGAUUGACAGUUUAUUAGGCACACAAUUUUAUGUGAAACUUUUGUAAAUCUUCGAUAAGAAAAGGAAUAUGAAAGUUCUUCUUAAACACCAAUAUAUACUAGAGAAUCGGCUGAGCAUCAAGCAGUGGUAUUAUUGCUUGCCAUAUAAUUUAGGCAGUUGCCAUAUAAAUAAAAUUUGUGGAAUACCAUAUUAUGUACUUACAUACACAAGUACUGUAUUUUUAUUGAAAAAAAGUGAACAGGUAUGUAAAAUGAGCUCCAGCUGGAAAGCUGGUUAUUGAUCUUUAUUUAAAAAAAAUUCUGGAUUGCUAUUUGGAAGUGCUGUCCCCCAUGUGUGGUUCUUGCACACUGCUAGACAAGAUUGAUUUAACAAACCUUUGUACCGUAUGAAAACUAAGAAGGCUACUUAAAGAAACAUUAAACUAAAAUUUGAGAUAACCUGAAGUAAGUCUGGGAAUUAGUGUGUAAGUUAUCCCUGUAGUCCCCCCCCCCCCCCCUCCAUUACCAGAAAAAGAAGGGGAAAAAAAUUACUGCCUAACCUUUCCUUCUUCCCCAUCUGCACUACAGUGUAUGUGAGAGCGUGCGCAUGCAUGCACAUUUGAGAUCAUCUGUAAAGAAGUACAGCAUUUUUAAAGUGGGGCAUUGGGUAGUGCCAAGUCAGUAGGCUUUAGUAUGGAAGAAGGGCAUUUAAAUCUAUGACAUUGCUAUAUUUUUAGGGCAUAUGGGGAGUAUUUCUUUUAAUUGCAAGUUAUAAUUUAUUUAAAAAGCUGAAUUUGAAAACAUUUCCUUAGAGCUAGUUGAAUAGACAUGUAAUUGACUUUAUUAACAAUAGUCAUGUUAAUAACUAUAUAAUUUAUACCUACACAUUCCAGUUAAAAACAUUGAAAACAAAUAUGUAUGUAGUAUAGUUUAAUGAGAAAUUAUUUUCUAAUUAUGGCUGUUUCACCAAGCACUGUUUUAAGUUGCCAUUAAAUUAUUGGUGGAUGAAAAGUUUUAUUUACUUCAAAAGUUUUUUCAGUAGUGUUAGUUUUAAAUAUAUUUAUUUAUUUUUACAAGUUAGCAGAUAAAUUAAUAAAAGACACAGUUAAAGUGGUUGUUAAUUUCCAUGUAUUUCACAUCCUGAAUCCUGUUUCAUGUUUGUAAUGUCUGGAUGCCUAAAAAUUUCUCAUCUUGGACAUGUUUCUGACAAAUCUGCCAAUCGUGGGUCUUAAGGGUAUGCCAUAUUCUCAUUCAGUUUGUGGUGAGUAUGAAUAUAUGAAGAGGAAGCGUGCACGAGCCACACCUUUUCAGUUGAAGGCAAUUUUGGAAGAAAAAGACAUUAUUGUUACCACCAAAUGACAUACAUCACAGUAGGAGUUGAAACGUACAGUGCAAUGCUAUCCCAUUAUAUUGUAUCGUUGUUGUUGUUGAUGUUGUUAUUGUUGCUGCUGUUGUUAUUGUUGGUAAUUUAGACCAAAUCUCCUUAAGUGUUUAACUGAUGUGGCCUGUCAAAGAAGAAAUGUUGAUUUUCCUAUUAAUUAAUUAUUUUUGUUAAUGUAUUGAACAGAUUUUGCAAAAGAAAUGAAAUGUUAUAAAACUGACCCAGCAUAAUUUUCUCAGACAUUUUGUUGCCUUGUGUUGUUAGUGUGAUAGUAAUGUUACAAUGUAUGUAUUUUCCUUAAUGUAUUAUAAAGCAUUGUAGGCUAUAGAUAAUAUAGUACUGUUGACAUAUUGAUAUAUAUAGCUUCUUCAGAUAGAGCAAAUUCAUAUUUUCGUAUUUGCUUUCAUGUGACCAAACACACACUUCUCAUUAUCAUGAGAGUUUUAAUGCAAACUAACAAUUGUUAAUGUGUAAGAAAUACAUUGAAACUUAGAAAUACGGGUCAUUUGGAACUAGUGAGCACAUAGUGUAAAUUCAAUAAAUUUUUAAUGCAUUUAUACAACAUUUUCUUGUACUGUUGCUGUGUUCGAUUUUUACAUAAAUAUUGCCUAGUACAAAUUUGAUUUCAAAAAAGUGUCUUAAGAUUUUAAAAGAUUGGAAAGGUGGAAGACAUGAUCAGUUUCAUUUUUACAUACUUAUGAAUGUCAUUUUUGUCUUUUUCUGUCUAAUACAUUUCAUUGAUGCUGUUUUGUUGAAUGCAGCCUUUGUAAAUGAUGCAAAGGAUUCCUUACCUAACACACUUGAUCUUUCUGCAUGUAACAGCAUUCAUCUUUUUCUCUCCCAAAAAUGCAGUCAUCUCUUUUCAGCAAGAUAGUGUUCUUGAGUGCCUCACUUGUAAGGCUGAAAGUUAAAGAUUUACAAAAUUAAUGUGUGGUGGAAAAAAAGUUUCAUAGUUAUGUGGUUCAGUACAUUUGUCCAGUUUUUGUUCUCUCUCUCUCUCUCUCUCUCUCUCUCUCUCUCUCUCUCUCUCUCUCUCUCUCUGUGUGUGUGUGUGUGUGUGUGUGUGUGUGUGUGUGUGUGUGUGUGUGUGUGUGUGUGUGGUGAAUGUUUGCUGUAGUUUCUCUCUCGUCUCUCUUAAAUCUUGAAAUAUUUGAGCUAAAAAAUUUUAGUGCCUAUGUGCUAUUCAUUCUUUCUUAGCUUAAUUGUAAUGAUAAGUGUAUUAAAGCUUCUAAAAUAUUGGUACUUGGUAAUUAGGAAGGUACUGAAAUUGACUGUAAAUAUUGUUGAGGUCAGUAACAAUGUGCUAAAAAUCCAUGAAACUAAAAUGAUUUCAUCUCACAGGUGGAAAGACAGAGCAAGAAAAGAUUUCCCUUCCCUUUUCUUACUUGCUUAACUCUUUCCUUCCUUCCUUUCUUACUUCCUCCUUGCUUAUUCUUCAGCUUCAUCAAAUGGCCAAUGCUCAUUUGAGCAGUAAUUUGUGAGGACAGAAUUGACACUUUUGUUAUCAUGAUGUACUAAAUCAAAUGUUGUGAUAUUGCUGUGUAAAAGAAAAUUGAGGAUUAAGGCCACCUGUGUGUUAAUAUUACUGUUGUUGUUAUUAUUUUUAUUAGUAAUAUUGUGAUGGACAAAUGUAAAAAGAAAAUAAGUACUCAGAGUUCUGUGUGCUGUAACUGUGCAUUUAAUUUAAAAAAGUACCAUUAGAAUUGGGUUUCCAGCUUCUCCCCCCCCCCCUCCCUCCAUCCCUUUACAGUUACACAAGUGUAAUGUAUCUUGCUAUUUUGUUCCUGAAAAAGUUCUGUCAUUGAAAAUACCAGCAUUUAAACUGUAUCAUUUUUAAACUAAUGACAGAAUCUUUCUAGUGUUCUGAAACAUAUUGUUUAUAUGUGAAACAAUAUUUUUAGGAUGAAAGGAUGUUGUCCAUUUUUUAUCUUGUAGUGUUACAGUUGUUCUGAGACAGUGAAAAGUAAUAUAAGUGCCUGAAAUUUGAUUUUGUAAUAGGGGAAAUUACAUACCACAUUGCCCUAUGACCCAGAAAAGUUGCUGUACAUCUUACCACCUUAAGAUGUUUUCUUAUUUCUCAUUUUCGACAAAGCACCUUCAUUGAAGCAAGCCACUUAAUUCCAUUGUAAUAGUACCAGUAGAUAUACUAGUAAUGAUAGUUAAUGCACAUUAAGAAAGAAAGUAUUGCAAAUUAAAAAUCCUUCAGGAAAUGCCACUAAACUUGUAUAAUUAAAACAUUAUCAGAUAAACAUAAUUUAUGAUGCCCAUAAAUAAAUCACCUUCUGCUUAGUAUGUUGACAAUGUUUGUUGAGGAUAAAUAGUAUAAUAACAUAACAGCAGUUUAGAAACAUUAUAGAAUGUAACUUCAGUCUCUAGUCACAUAAUUGCAGUUUAUGAUGGCAUGAUAAACUUGUUUCCUGUUCCUUUGAUAUUAACUGAAUAAAUUAAUUUUGCCAGA